AUGCUCGCCCGUUCCGCCGCCUCCACCCUCCGCGCUGCCGUGCGCCCCGCACCUCGCGCUGCGCGCGCCGCCGUCGCUGUGCGCUUCAACUCGUCCGAGGCAAAGGAGGAGUCCAAGGAGGACGAGAGCUCGAAGAAGAUUGCCGAGCUCGAGGCCAAGUUCAAGGAGCAGGAGAAGGAGAUGCAGUACCUCCGCGCCGACUACCAGACCAUGUCGCGCCGCGUGCAGGAGGAGCGGGCCAAGGCGACGGACUUUGCCAUUUCCAAGUUUGCGCGCGAGCUCGUCGGUGCGACACAGGUACUCAGCACCGCGCUCAAGCACACUCCCAAGCCCGUGGAGAAGGGCUCGGCCCUCGGCAACCUCUUUGACGGCGUUGAGCUUACCCGCAAGAGCAUUCUGCAGACGCUCGCGCAUCACGGCGUCACCCCCAUGGGCGAGAUUGCCGGCACCCCCUUCGACCCUAACCUUCACGAGGCCAUCUUCCAGGUUCCCGCUGCUGUUGCGCCCAAGAAGAGCGAUGGGAGCGACCCCAGUGCCGGAGACAUUAUCGAGGUCCAGAAGGAGGGGUGGAUGAUCAAGGAGCGCGUGCUCGUGCCCGCCCAGGUUGGCGUCGUGCAGUUGGAGGAGUAG
Molecule: messenger RNA, 630 nt
Organism: Cutaneotrichosporon cavernicola
Lineage: Eukaryota; Fungi; Basidiomycota; Tremellomycetes; Trichosporonales; Trichosporonaceae
Gene: mge1
Exons: 2
Coding region: 1-630 (209 amino acids)
Biological process (GO): protein import into mitochondrial matrix; protein folding
Cellular component (GO): PAM complex, Tim23 associated import motor
Molecular function (GO): adenyl-nucleotide exchange factor activity; protein homodimerization activity; protein-folding chaperone binding
Source: RefSeq, a predicted model, not a curated record